Messenger RNA from Prunus armeniaca (apricot), 363 nucleotides. Lineage: Eukaryota; Viridiplantae; Streptophyta; Magnoliopsida; Rosales; Rosaceae. The record is from the annotation of a GenBank genome assembly.
AUGGCCGGUGUUUCCAAGGAGACUGAGGUUGCAGCAGCAGCAGUGAGAGCAAGCAGCAAAUGCGCUUAUUCUUCUUCUUCUUCGAGGUCUUCGAAGAGCCAGGGAGGUAGAAGUGGGCCGUGGAGACGAUAUCCAUGUCAGAGAAGGCCGAGAGAUUGCCCGCUGGUUUACCAACCACCUGCUAGCCCGCUAUGUCUCCCUAUUCAUCCUCCUCCAUCUCCACCGCCCCGUGUAAGCUUAGAUCCUUCUCUGUUGAUAAUCUUGUGGCUAUUUUUGUUUACCCAAUGGUUAGAGUUGGUUAGAGCUGUUAGAGUUGUUAGGAGGUUGGUUAGCUGUCAGCUGUUAACAGGUUGGUUAGCUUAG